Messenger RNA from Cordyceps fumosorosea ARSEF 2679, 1803 nucleotides. Its product is annotated as bZIP transcription factor. The transcript is spliced from 3 exons. The record is from RefSeq and is a predicted model, not a curated record. Lineage: Eukaryota; Fungi; Ascomycota; Sordariomycetes; Hypocreales; Cordycipitaceae. Bases 1 to 1803 code for a protein of 600 amino acids.
AUGGUGCGGCAAUCAGCGGCGCGGGCGGCAGAGGGGGGCGGAAAUCGCCAGCAGAGCAGGCUUCUGGACGAGAGCGACGCCGCCACGCCCACGCCCACACCGAGCACGAGCACGACGACCGCCGUCAAGGACGAGGAUGCUGCGUCCGCGAGCACCAAGAAGCGGAAGCUUGGCGGUGCCAGCGGGCGCGGCGUCGCGAACCUAACGCCGGAGCAGCUUGCCAAGAAGCGUGCCAAUGAUCGCGAGGCGCAAAGGGCCAUCCGUGAGCGCACCAAGAACCAGAUCCAGACGCUGGAGCGCCGCAUCGAGGAGCUCACCGGCCUGCAGCCAUACCAGGAGCUUCAGGCCGCGCUGGAGGCCAAGUCGGCCGUUGAGCGGGAGAAUGUAGAGAUGCGUCAGCGGCUCGCCUCCAUCGUCGGCAUGCUGCAGCCCUUGAUUGGCCAAUUACCUAAAGAUACACCCGCGGCCUCCAUGGAGCAGCAGCGCGCAGAGAAUGACGACGCCCGAGAGACGACAGAACUGGACAGACGCACACACUCACCACCGCGGUCGCGCCAGCAGCCGAAGACGACGACGACGACGACGACGACGACGACCGGCUGCUCCACGCCGGCAGACAUCAACGGCCACCAGGCUGCGCAGCGCCUCAGCGACCUCGGCCAGCAGCGGGAACAGCUCCGGCACGGGCUCGACAUGGGGCCGGAGCGGCUCGGGCUCGGGUUCCUGCUCGACGCCGGGCACCAAGUGUCGCGGAUCGACGGUGGCGGUGCGGUCGACGCGGACGGGUCACCAACCACCUUUCGCUACCCUGCGCUCUACACCCAGCAGCAGGGGCAGCAGCCGCACACGCCAUCCGUCGCCGGCAGCGCCAGCGCCUCCCCGGGGCCGUCCACCGUUUCCUCCACCUACCGACCCCCACCACCACCGCAGUCGUCGUACAGCAGCCACGCCUUCCCGUCUGGGUAUCCGUACCGCGGCCCGCAGAGCACCGCCGACGACUACGACGAGGAGCACGACAACUACGACGACAACGACGCCGCCAGCAACGCCGACGAGCCCAUCGACGCCGGCAACGGGGCCACCAUCCCGCGCUACGCCGCGCCGCUGCGCACCACGCCGCCCACGUGCCCCCUCGACGCGCUUCUUCUCGACUUUCUGCACGAGCGCCGGCAGCGCGCCGCCGAGGGCCGGCCCGCGCACGAGGUCCUCGGCCCGCGGUACCCGUCCGUCUCGUCGCUCCUCAACCCCGCGCGGCGCGCCCACCCGCUCUCGCGCGUCUUCACCGACAUCCUGGCCGCCUUCCCCGCGCUGUCCGGCCUGCCCGAGCGCGUCGCCGUGCUCUACGUCAUGUUCCUGCUCAUGCGGUGGCAGGUCGCCCCCACGCGCGCCAACUACGACCGGCUGCCGCCCUGGGCGCGCCCCCUCCGCGCGCAGCUCCGCGACCCCCCGCACCCGCCCUGGGUCGACCACCUUCCCUUCCCGCGGAUGCGCGCCGCCCUCCUCAGCUCCGGCGGUGGUAACGGGUACCCCGCGUUUGACAGGUUCGCGCAGGCGUACACGGCGACGCUGUCGCUGUCGUGGCCGUACAGGGACACGGACGCGCUCCUGCAGAGCCCAAACGCCGCCGCGGACGAUGCGGACGAGCUGCUAAUCAACCCCGUGUUUGAGCGGCACCUGCGUAACCUGGACAACUGGAAGCUGGGCGGCGCGUUCGCCCGCGCGUUCCCGGCGCUGGCAGAAGCGGGCAACGUGCCAGAGGCGGAGCUCGCGGCUGCGAGGGCGGCACAGUCGCCGGAGGUGUAA